AUGAAGACCCUGCUGCUACUGGCAGUGAUCAUGGCCGUUGGUUUGCUGCAGGUGCAUAGCGAUAUGAUACAGUUCUCAAAAAUGAUCAAGUACAUGACUGGGAAGAACGCUCUUGUGAAUUACAAUGGCUACGGCUGUCACUGCGGUCUGGGUGGCAAAGGAGAACCCAAGGAUGCGACAGAUCGGUGCUGUGUUGUCCAUGACUGCUGCUAUGAACGUCUGAAAAAUAUGAAGUGUGGCACCAAACUCCUGAACUACACGUACAGCAUGAGUGGAGGCAAAAUCACCUGUGCAAAGCAGGACCGCUGUAGGAGCCAACUGUGUGAAUGCGAUAAAGCUGCUGCCUACUGCUUCGCUCAGCAUAAAAAUACCUAUAACAUAAAGCUCCGGAAUUACUCCAACCUGCGGUGCACUGGAAGCAAACCCAGCUGCUGA
Messenger RNA from Lepus europaeus (European hare), 435 nucleotides. RefSeq names its product phospholipase A2, membrane associated-like. Gene Ontology annotation, biological process: negative regulation of T cell proliferation; lipid catabolic process; phospholipid metabolic process. Gene Ontology annotation, molecular function: phospholipid binding; calcium ion binding. Lineage: Eukaryota; Metazoa; Chordata; Mammalia; Lagomorpha; Leporidae. The record is from RefSeq and is a predicted model, not a curated record. The transcript is spliced from 4 exons. The coding region runs from base 1 to 435 and encodes 144 amino acids.